UCCUUCUCGCAGCCUCCUUCCGGGGCUGCUCCCCCGACCCACCCACACCCCCUUGGCAUAUGCUAUGGCAGAGCCCAACCACCACGGAGGGAAAAGGAAACCGUUUGGAAACCGCUUCCUCACCGACCCGGCUCGUCUUUUCCAGCACAACGCCUGGGACAAUGUGGAAUGGUCUGAAGAACAGGAAGCUGCUGCAGAAGCAAAGGUUCAAGAGAACAGCAUACAAUUUGUAGCCCAAGAUCAGCAAGAUGCCUAUGAGAUCAAUGCCAACAAGUAUUGGAAUGACUUCUAUAAAACCCAUGAAAAUGGUUUUUUUAAGGACAGACACUGGCUGUUCACUGAAUUUCCUGAGCUGGCUUCAAAUCAAUAUGACAGUCAGGUUGGCAUGAGUGUCUCUGAAGACGCUUUGGGAAACACCAAAAACUCUGGCCUUGACAGUGGACUUGGUUCAGUGGAGACUGGAGUCUCACAGCAUCUGGAUUCUGAGACAAACAUCUUUAACACGAAUCAUCAGUUGCAUACAUCAGAUGAAAUGGCAUUAGGGAAGCCAGAGGAACAAAAACUAAGACAUAGUGACUUCCCAGGGUCAUCUGCUACUUACCGAAUACUAGAGGUGGGAUGUGGUGCAGGAAACACAGUCUUUCCCAUUCUCCAAAACAACAAUGAUCCAGGCUUAUUUGUGUAUUGCUGUGACUUCUCUACUGUGGCAGUAGACCUUGUCCAGGCCCAUCCGGAAUAUGAUACUUCUCGGUGCUUUGCCUUCGUUCACGACCUGUGUGAGCAACAGAUGCCCUUUCCAAUGCCGGAUGAGAGUCUUGAUGUGGUGGUUCUCAUCUUUGUCCUUUCAGCAAUUCUUCCGGAAAAAAUGCAGUGUAUUAUCAACAGACUUAGCCAGCUUCUAAAGCCUGGUGGAAUUAUUUUGUUACGCGAUUAUGGCCGUUAUGAUCUAGCCCAACUUCGCUUUAAGAAAGGUCAGUGUCUGGCUGAUAACUUCUAUGUGAGAGGGGAUGGCACCAGAGUUUAUUUCUUUACACAAGAUGAGUUGGAUUUGCUCCUCUCUACUGCUGGCUUAAAGAAAGUUCAGAAUAUGGUGGACCGUCGCCUCCAGGUGAACAGAGGAAAACAAAUCACCAUGUACAGGAUCUGGAUCCAGUGUAAAUAUUGCAAGCCCCCAGGCCAAGGGGAGUUGAGGAGUCUUUAGCAGAGAGGACACCCUCUCACCAUUGUGGCUGAAUGUAAUGAGACCUUCCCUUUUGAGAGGACUGCCCCCAUGAUGCAGGAGAAAUUACCAUAAACCUGAUGCAGCAAUACAACUCCACUGUGCUUAUGUCAGAGGCAAAGUUUACUUGCACUGACCACAACUUUUCACCUGGAGUGAACAUUUUAAACUUGCUGGGGCAAAGAUGCCUCAGAAUGCUUAAUACUUGUAAUGAGCUUGAACAUAACUUUGUGGUUUUCAGAGCUAUUCCGGUAGUCUCGUAAUUCGCAGGCCUUCUUCUGAAUUAGUUACAUUUAUUCACUAUUCCUUCAGAAACAGCACUCCAAUCUCAGCUUGGCUGCUGUCUCUUCCAACCUCUGCCUAGCUCAAUUUGGAGUGGCUGCCUCCUGCCACUUAUUUGGCCAGUAGGGAGAGGAAUGUCUCUUUCCAAGAGAUAUGGAAUGGGAUUAGUUUAAAAAUGGAAGCAAGUGCUUCUGCUCUCCUUGAGUUCACUCACUAUGCAACUCUGAGGCUCAUACAGGCUAGUUCAUGUAAGCCUGAGGUGAGGGGCGUGUUGUCAACAGUGUCAUGUGGCUCUCCAGGCACGAUGUGUCCUCUCUUGCUCCAUCUGGACUGCCCCUCUAGGAAUUGCUUCUGAAGAAAGUAGGAAGACCUGUGCUGAAUCAGACCAAAAGCCUAUCUAGUCCAACAUUUUGUUCCCAUAGUGGCUAACCAGAUGCCUAUGAAAAUCAUUCUGCUUGUGUUCCCUAGCAACUGGAAUUCAGAGGUAUAUGUACUGGUAUUCAGAGAAAUAUGUACUAUUUGCACUGUAAAGAAGUACUUCCUGUUAUCUGUGCUGAACCACACGCUGUUGAGCUUCAUUGGAUGACCCUAGGUACUAGUAUUAUAUGAGGGAGAAAACCUUCUUCCUAUUCACUUUGUCCACA
This is a messenger RNA of Elgaria multicarinata webbii, 2145 nucleotides long. Its product is annotated as tRNA N(3)-methylcytidine methyltransferase METTL2-like. Gene Ontology annotation, molecular function: tRNA (cytidine-N3)-methyltransferase activity. NCBI's taxonomy places the organism in Eukaryota, Metazoa, Chordata, Lepidosauria, Squamata, Anguidae. The coding region runs from base 65 to 1201 and encodes 378 amino acids. The transcript is spliced from 9 exons. The record is from RefSeq and is a predicted model, not a curated record.